AUUAUGGAGAGGUGCUGAGGUGUUUUCUAGUUAAGAUUUCCACACUGUCCCAGCACUGUCCCAGCACUUUUCUAAUACAACCUCCUCCUCAACAUGAAGACUGUCCUCGCCGCGCUGGUCCUGUUCGCCGCUGUGCUACACACUGUGUUGUCUUGUCCGAUAUGUGAAGGUGAGGGGUUGAAGUGUUACACCUGUGUGGCAAAGAACGCGGACGAGUGUUUCCGGCAGGGCUCGACUGUGUGUCCUGCUCAUUCAGAUGCCUGCUCCACCAUCACAGGACCCAACUCCGUGAUGAAGUCAUGCGCUUAUAAGUCCUUCUGUGACAAGUCUCACAUGAGCAAUGGGGAGAUGAAGCUGGAAUGCUGCUUCAACGACGAGUGUAACGGCCCUCACCGGUCCCACAGCCAUGGGGAGCACCACAACACCUCCUCGAGCCUGAGCUCCAGCCCCGUCCUGCUGCUGGGACUCCUGCUGCUUAGACUGGCUCUCAGUUCCCUGUAAACCUGUAACACAAAUACAGAAAUAAAUGAUGGAGUACAGGUGUUCAUGUAACUGAUAGAUGAGCUUUUGUCUGUUGGGAGGCAGAAUAAUCAGUGUGUUUUUGCUGUUACACAUACAGGGGUUGAAUAAACACUGCUUAGAUUUGGUGUUCAUCUCUUUUAUUUUCUGUUGUAUGUGAGAUCAAAUGAGCGUCUGGUUAACUAAUGAAUAAAUUAAUAAAUGACCGGCUCAAAUG
Carassius auratus (goldfish) is the source of this 736-nucleotide messenger RNA. Its product is annotated as CD59 glycoprotein-like. The record is from RefSeq and is a predicted model, not a curated record. The coding region runs from base 94 to 501 and encodes 135 amino acids. NCBI's taxonomy places the organism in Eukaryota, Metazoa, Chordata, Actinopteri, Cypriniformes, Cyprinidae. The transcript is spliced from 3 exons.